CAAUAUAAUUGAGUUUUUAGUGAUAUUCACAAGCUAUGACGUCACAUUUAAACCUUUGCUUGCAGGUUAUUUUGUUCCUGACAUUGUAGUAGCAGCACUUACUGGAGUUGUAACUGGUUGGUGUGUGGGACCUCUUAUACCUGUUCUUGGCCAUUGGUUAGCCAGAUCAGCUAUCCUGCAAUUCUUGCUGCAACUUACAGUGAUUGCCAUGGCACUCUCAUCACGAUUCUUUCCAUAUAGCAUUGACGCACCUAAAAGAGUUGUUUUCCAGCAUACAGUUUUAACUACAGAUGCAAGUCACAUUGUGGACACCAAUUAUGAGUUUUCUGUUGUUGACUCCAAUUCUCUACUUUUUGUCUUCAAACAUGCGCCUGAAGUGGCAAAAGAAUUGCAAAUUGGUUCGGUGCUAUCUUUCGAAACAGCCAAUUUUUCUCACCAAGAAAAUUGGAUGGCAAUCUAUCCAGUAUCUUUCUUGUUCUCAAGAAGCUUGAAAUUUUCUGCAAAAAGCGAUGAGGUCUUGAAGGAAUAUAGAUAUUUCCCCCAUCUAUCAAGCUAUAAGCCACAAACGAUUUCUGGUAGUGGAUCUCGGAAGGUCUACUUGGAAUUAUCAUUAGGUUCUUUAAAGGAGGUUUGGGUUGCUGUCCUUAACAUUACUGGUCCUCUAUCUAAUUGGUCACUUGCAAACAAUGUUCUUCCAGCUCCUGAAAGAUUGAAUGGUGGUCCACCUUCAUAUAUGUGUAGACUCAGUGGAGCAAGCAAUGAUAACUGGACCUUCUGGUUGGAGGCAAACAGUACUGAAGCUUUAAGGAUUGAAGUUGCCGUAUUAGACCAACACUUGCUGGAAUCAACCAAGAAGUUGAGAGGCCUUUUCCCGGACUGGGUGGAUGUCACUGCUUAUUCAAGUUUCAUGUCUAGUUACGUCUUCUAGUCCCCUUCGAUUAUUCUCUGUUUGUAAAGACAAAAAAUUUUGAGCUGCCCUUUUUUUGCUCUGAAAGUGGUUUUGUAUCCAAUGAUUUAUAGUGUAAUCAAAGCAAAUGUAGGGAUUUUUUGUUUUUUGUUUUUUUUUUUUUUAAAUGUCAUUUCUUGAUACAUUUUUGGGCUGCAACCGAACAACGGGAUGGAGCUACAGAAGAAUGAUAGAUUAUUUUUGUCUUAUACUAUCAUUUUGAACAGAUGA
Molecule: messenger RNA, 1177 nt
Organism: Camellia sinensis
Lineage: Eukaryota; Viridiplantae; Streptophyta; Magnoliopsida; Ericales; Theaceae
Source: RefSeq, a predicted model, not a curated record